AUAUGAUAUAUGAAUAGGAAAAUAAAAACACGUGAUUCACAGACAGAUGUGUUAGUUAAAAGUCACACAUUUUAUAGACUAAUAAAACGUGAGAUUUAAUUGGAUUUAAAGUGAAUUUAAGUGUUUAUCUGUUUGUUUUGAACACUUGUAGGCAUAGUAUGGCUCAGGGAAAGCUCAAAGUGAAGGCAAAACUGCCCCCAAAUGCCAAACAACACUCUGUCCACAGAGGCGUCAAUAGGAUUAGCAAAGCGCCCAAAAAGCCCAAGAAGUUGACGGCCACUCAAUUGCUUCAGAAAGAAGUGACCAAAAGUAUCAAUAGGACUAUUGAAGGCAAUUGUAGGCAAAAGGCCGAGAAAGAGGGCAAAUCAUUGGUCACUAAAACUGUUACCGACGACAAGACCACGAAAUAAAUGUAUUAAAUUGAAUGAUUAAAAAUAUAUGACUCAUUAUA
Molecule: messenger RNA, 451 nt
Organism: Medioppia subpectinata
Lineage: Eukaryota; Metazoa; Arthropoda; Arachnida; Sarcoptiformes; Oppiidae
Source: the annotation of a GenBank genome assembly